CCGGGCGGCUCCGGGCGCCGCGCGCACACACACACACACAUACAAACACACACACACACACACACCGGGCCGGCUCCCGAGGGCGCCAGCGCGGCCCCGGGGAGCGCGAGCUGGGGGAGCGCGCGGCCUGCGGUCAGCGGCCCAGCGGCCGGAAAGAUGGUGUCCUGGAUGAUCUCCCGAGCCGUGGUGCUGGUGUUUGGAAUGCUCUAUCCGGCAUACUAUUCCUACAAAGCUGUGAAGACGAAAAAUGUCAAGGAAUAUGUCCGCUGGAUGAUGUACUGGAUUGUCUUUGCCCUCUAUACUGUGAUUGAAACAGUGGCCGAUCAGACACUUGCAUGGUUUCCCCUGUACUAUGAGCUGAAGAUUGCCUUUGUCAUCUGGCUGCUCUCACCCUACACCAGAGGAGCGAGUUUAAUAUAUAGAAAGUUCCUUCAUCCUCUUCUUUCUUCAAAGGAAAGGGAAAUUGACGAUUACAUUGUCCAAGCUAAGGAAAGAGGCUAUGAGACGAUGGUUAACUUCGGGCGUCAAGGUUUGAAUUUGGCGGCUGCAGCCGCGGUCACAGCAGCAGUGAAGAGCCAAGGAGCCAUAACGGAGCGUUUGCGGAGUUUCAGCAUGCAUGAUUUGACAGCUAUCCAAGGGGAUGAGCCUGUGGGACAGAGACCCUACCAGACUUUGCCAGAAGCAAAGAGGAAGAGCAAACAAGCCACUGAGCCAAUGGCCUAUGGAAUUCCACUGAAAGACGGAGGUGAGCAAACCGAUGAAGAAGCGGAGGGGCCAUUCUCGGACGACGAGAUGGUGACUCACAAGGGGCUGCGGCGAUCCCAGAGCAUGAAGUCUGUCAAGACCAUCAAAGGCCGCAAAGAGGUGCGGUAUGGUUCGCUAAAAUAUAAAGUGAAGAAGAGACCACAGGUGUAUUUUUAGCAUCUACACCUCACUUAUCUCAAGACAAAUAAUGCUAACAAACCAACUUCAUUUUCUAACUCAAAUGUAUUCAGGACUUACACUUUAAAUCUUCCGAUUGUGGCGAUGAUGGGAUUUACUUUAAUAACAUUAAAUAGUUUGUUUCUUUAACAAUUACUUUUAGAUAUCAACUGCUAAAUGUAGUUGUGUAAAGUUUAUUAAUGUGCAUGUAUAUAACAACAGUUACAGAGAAUCAUGUUAUCUGAUUCCAUCAGCAACAUUGAGUGUCUGGGAUCUAAGGGUAAAACAUAGACCCAGGGUAUACUUGAAAAGUCUCUGCUUCAGGAUACACCUUGCCCUUCUGGUGUCGCAUUGUGUUUACGCCCAUCCGUGCCACCCACAUCUGUCACAGGAGAGUGGUGACAGCCACUGAGCAGCCAGUGUUGUGACAAAGACAUACUGUAAGGUGGUGACAUGUCCCUUACAUAAGCCUUGGAAGCUUUCCACCAUGAGCUGAAAGGUUUUGAAACAGAUAUUUGAAAACCAGGUGUCCACAUAGCACUUUCCUGACUGGUUUUGCACACUUGAAAAUUGUUUACUUAUUUUACGACUGUACAUUUACUUUAAAUUUUAUCGAUGCUGUCUUUUUUGUUGUCUGUGAUAUUCUGACAUGUCAAAAUUACGCCUUGAAAUGCAUCAUCUCCUUUUCCUACUCAUUUGUUUCAUUUGUUAAAUUCAUUUGAUUUAUAGUAGGGACACAUAGCUAACUCUUAUUAAAUUUUUACUUUUUGUUUUGCUUUUUGAGAUAAGGUCUCUUGUGGCCCAAGGGUGGCCUUGAACUCCUGAUUCUCUUCCUGCUUCCACCUCACAGUUGCUGGGAUGACAGGUGUAUAUUAUCACACCUGACUAAUUUUAACUGUUUUUUAAUUAUAUUCUUAACAUCUAAGAAGUGAUUAACACUAAUCAGUUUCCAUAGUUGAAUGUGAUGUGUUUUUAUCAACAACAAUUACGUUAUUUUAGGUUUUAAAAAAUAGCUUUUGCAGAAGAGAGUCAAGACCAGUGUAGCACUUAGUGUUUUCUUUUUUAGGGUUUUUUUGUUUUGUUUUUUUUGUUUUGUUUUGGGGGCAGGGUUAGAGACAGGGUUUCUUUGUGUAGUCUUGGUUAUCUUGGAACUACUAGCUCUGUAGACCAGGAUGCUUCGAACUCACAGAGAUCCACCUGCCUCUGCCUCCCGAGUGCUGGGAUUAAAGGUGUGUGCACGACUACACUCAGUGUUUUCUGACUCAUGAACUGCCCAGUGACCACACCUCAUUCUCAAGCUUGGCAGAGGCAGAUGCUGCCUUACAGACCUGGCGGUGACUGAAGUCAUCUGAAUCUUUUUCUGACUGAGUUUAUUCCCUAAAGAUGAGUGUCAGGAUAAAGCACAAGGAUAGUUGAUGCUACGUAGCACAGGCUCCCAGACAAAGACCGCCUUUUAGUGUAAGAGAUUUAGAGGGAUUGAACUCGGAGGCUCUUUGGAUUUGCCCUACUAACUGCAUUGUGAACCCUAAAUCAGUGUGUCUGGGGUGAUGGAUAACCAAAACUUCAAUAAUCAAACAAAAUUUACCUGGGAGUGUCUGAGUGUCAUUCAUACAUGACCUCUAGAUGCUACUCUGAAUAUCUCCAAACUGUCUCACAUUCUUAAUAUUGAGCACCAAAUAAAAAUUCAAUUAUUUUCCCCAAAUUUAAUCUUGUAUCUCCAUCUGCUUUGCUUUGACUCAUACCCUCUUUGUUUCUAGAAGAAUUCUUCAACUUCUGUUCAGACAUCUAUCAUAAAUUAUUGGAAAGAGUGUUAUUUAUUUUGCCUGGCCCUGUCCUGCUCUGUACAAAGGCCAUGCUGCGUGCUUGGUUUCCCGGACAGAGGCAGUGUUACCUGAUAAGACAACUGGAUAAGUAAGUUACUCUGUCUCCAUGGGGACUGAUUGACACCAUAUUAUCUUCUAGAAAUCCAGUUUCUGUAUUACACCUGCCCUUUGGAGCUACUGAUAGGUGCCAUGCUUGACAUAGGCAAGACCCUGAGUUCAAUCCCUGAAUCAAAAAAGAAAAUUGGUUAAAACAAACUUACCCAUCUUUUAAGGAAUUCAUAUACUAUUUGGUUUUUUGUUUUGUUUUAAGUUGUUUUGUGUGGAGCCCUGGCUGUCCUGGAACUCACUCUGUAGACCAGGCUGGCCUCAGGCUCACAAAGAUCCACCUGCCGCUGCCUCCCAGGUGCUGACAUUAAAGGUGUGUGCCACCAUGCCCAGCUUGUUUUGUUUUGAGACAAGGUCUCACUCUAGCCGGCCUGAAACUCACUAGGUAGCCCAGGCUAGCCUCAAAUUUGUGGACACUCAUCAUGCUUCAGCCUUCUAAGUGCUGGGAUUUCAGGUGUGUACCACCAUGCCCUGUUUCAUGGACUUUUUACAUUGGGAGAAUUAUUAAUUGGGAGAAUCAAAAUGCCCAAACAAAGAUACCACCUGACUCAGAACUAACGCUUGCUGUCCUGUUCUGUUCUCAUCCCCGGCCCAUGCUUCGGCAUAUCCCUGAUGGUGACAUACUUAAUAAACUUGAUGUCAUCUGUCCCCACAAUCGUAUGUCAUAGCAGGGUCCUUUUCUUUUAACUUUAUAUACGGAGAAAUAAAGGGCUUUUUUGUUUUGUUUUGUUUCUUUUAAGGUGGAGCAGGUCAUGUCGUUAGUUUCUCUGCUUUUGAGGCUGCUGAUUUUUUUAAGAGUUGUAAAUUUAUUCAUAGACCACAGUGCCUUGACUUACCCCACUGCCGAUUGGGGCACCAGCAUGCAAUGCACAAACCUGUUUAGGGCACUGUUUGUCUGCCUUUUGGCGUUUAUCCAAAAAUUAUAGCCUACUAGUAUUUUAUCUGACUAGCCAGUCAUUCUGUGGGAUCACUAAUACUUAACUAUUCCCCAUAUUUAACUAUUGUUUAGGCAUAAGAAUUGAUAUAGUCUAUGUGUCUCUCUCUUUUCUUUUUUCCUUUCUGGUAUUGAAAGGAGCCACAAGUACAGCCGGAGAGAUAGCUCAGUGUUUUAAGAAUGCAUACUGCUCUUACAAAGGACCCAGGUUCAGUCAUUAGCACCUCUACCUGGUAGGUAGUUCACAACUGCCUGCAACUGUAGCUCCAGGGAAAACGAUACUCUUCUGACUUCCAGGCACAUCUGCAUGCGUGUGAACAUACUGAUACACAGAUAUACAGACGUACGCAUAAUUUAAAAUAAAAAAAAAUCUGUGAAAAACAAAAAGGAACCAACAAUAAGCUCAUUGCUAAAUGAGCAAUUAUAUAAACCCACCUCACUCCCCAACCAGACCCCGUCCACACAUAUCACUGUGUGUUUUAGAUGGCUAAAACAACGAGAUCCUACCGCCACUGCUGGUAAGAAACACUUCACUACAUGGAUGGAGCAGAGCUAUCUACUCACGGGUUUUCAGGGAUCUCAUUCCGUGUGUCACCACCAAAGACUUCCACAGUGUUAUGAAGCAUGUAAAUACUCUAAAAUUCUGUCAAACAUUGGCUAAAUGCAUCCUCUUUCUUUUCUGUACUUUUGGGGAGACGCCUGAACCUUUAUGGUAUUACUAUAAUGUCUUAUAUUAACUGUAAGUGUUUUUUUUUUUCAUUGUAAUGGGCUAAUUUUUCAUUGAAUAUCUUUCAUUGGGGAAACUAAGAUCUCAGUAGAUCUAAAUAUAGAAAUCUAAAUACAGAUUCCAAAGCUGUUUCCUCUGUCCUCUCCUUUUUAGGUUGACUUAUUUGUGAAAUAGGCAAAUUUUGAGAAGAUUGUGGCUUUAUGGUUUGUAGUAUUUCUUAAGAAAUAUACCCUAAGGUUAAAGUUCUUGGAAAAGAAAAUACCUUUUUUCCCUAAGAACUUUUAAGACGUAGUCUUUUAGGGGUGCUCUGCAGAUUGACCCUUUUUGAAUAUUGUAUAUCAGCCCUUUUUGAGUGUUGACCCUGACUUAACAUUUUUUUCUUCUAAUAUUUUUUUAUCUCUGUGUACUUUAAUACUUUAAGCAAGAAUAACUUUAUAAGAUCUCUUUGUUAAAAGCUAUCCUUAAGCCCCCGUACGUGGGUGACUCUGCAAGUGUAUUUUGCGAAUUUUUACAAUAAAGUAAACUCAUUACAUUA
This is a messenger RNA of Peromyscus californicus insignis, 5045 nucleotides long. It is a transcript of the gene Reep3, whose product is annotated as receptor accessory protein 3. Gene Ontology annotation, cellular component: endoplasmic reticulum membrane; endoplasmic reticulum tubular network; cytoplasmic microtubule. The transcript is spliced from 8 exons. Gene Ontology annotation, biological process: endoplasmic reticulum tubular network organization. Lineage: Eukaryota; Metazoa; Chordata; Mammalia; Rodentia; Cricetidae. Gene Ontology annotation, molecular function: microtubule binding. The coding region runs from base 157 to 921 and encodes 254 amino acids. The record is from RefSeq and is a predicted model, not a curated record.